Molecule: messenger RNA, 341 nt
Organism: Sphaeroforma arctica JP610
Lineage: Eukaryota; Ichthyosporea; Ichthyophonida
Exons: 1
Source: RefSeq, a predicted model, not a curated record
UGAAGAGGUUGUGGAGUUCUUAGCCGGCUUCCCUCUGUUGAAGGAGCUGUUCAUCCCAUACGACAUGGACGUAAGCGGUCUGACCGACUCCGAAGCAGAUGUGCUCGUGAACUCAUUUCCACUGCUCGAAUGCUUGGACGCCGAAAGCGUGCAAACGCUCGGCAUAGAACACCUGGCCACGCUGAUGCAGCGAUUGCCUAUACGUGCACUGUCGGUAUGUAUCCUGCCAGAGAGUAUCAGCUCACUGACCAGGCUGAAGCUCGUGGACUUUGGCCAUCCACUGCCGCUGCUUCGAUCGCAUACGCUCAAGUACUUCGAGUGCGACGCGGAUGAGAUGGAAG